Molecule: messenger RNA, 3894 nt
Organism: Vitis vinifera (wine grape)
Lineage: Eukaryota; Viridiplantae; Streptophyta; Magnoliopsida; Vitales; Vitaceae
Product: PWWP domain-containing protein 1
Exons: 3
Coding region: 458-3598 (1046 amino acids)
Source: RefSeq, a predicted model, not a curated record
CAAGGAAGUGUCAUUAUUCAUUACCAUGGCCCAAGCCGCCAAAGUUCCGUUUAUAGUCACCAGUUACCCGCCCAAUCUGUACUCUCUCUCCAAAAUCUCUCUCUAGGGUUUUGAGUAUGGAAGGGGGGGAAUGCGGAGUUUCGGACCAGCAUUAGAGACAGAGGAUUCGGGUUGAUUCCUCUGAGGAGCUUGGAUUAGUGGAUAAAACGGUUUAUUGGUGGCUUAAUGGAGCACGUUGAACUCAAUGAAUUGAGAAGUUUGUUCAUGAAGAUGGGUUCUAAGGCAACUAGGGUUCCUUUGGAGGGUGGAGCUGGAGCUAGGAUUUCAGAAGGUGGGGUCUUGGGUGUAUUUAAGAGCGGAAAACAUUAAUAAUUUUCUAGUGUUAUGAGAUUGAUUCUGCACAAAUUGAUUCAGUUGUUAAUGCUGCUAAUUUGUUUCUCAGUAUGUAUAAUGAUGAAUGUGCUUACUGAAAACUAGAAGGGCGUUGGGUUCUGAUUCUUUGCACUACACAGUAGAUGAAGGCAGUAACGCAAAAAUGGUCAAUGUGUUGAAAAAAGUCACGAUGAAGACACUGGGAAGUGGGUAUGAAGUGGGAGACAUGGUGUGGGGAAAGGUGAAAUCACAUCCUUGGUGGCCAGGGCAGAUACUUGAUGAAGGUUUUGCAGAGCCCGCUGCACGGAGGACAAAGCGAGAGGGUCAUGUAUUGAUUUCUUUUUAUGGUGAUGAUAGCUAUGGAUGGUUCGAUCCCGUGGAGCUUGUCCCAUUUGAUUCUCACUAUGCUGAGAAAUCUAAGCAAACAAAUGCUGAUGCCUUUGUGAGUUCCGUUGAAGAGGCUGUGAAUGAGGCCGCUCGAAGAGCAGCGCUUGGAUUGGUGUGUAAUUGUUGCAACCCUAACGGUUUUUUAUCUUCUUCUGUUGAAGGAUUUUUUUCGGUUCAUGUGAAUGGGUAUGAACAUCGGGGGUUGUACUCAGCAGAACAAAUUAAAAGGGCAAGAGAUGGGUUUCGACCUGUUGAGAUGCAUUCUUUUGUGCUGGAGAUAGCCAUGAUGCCAUUUAGCAAUGCUGAAAGAAGCAUUGAUUGCAUCAAGAAUGCAUCUAGUGUUCUUGCUUAUAGGAAGGCAGUGUUUAAGGAGAUUGAUGAACCAUACCUCCAAGCAUUGGGGGUUCCAGAACAUUCUGGCCAUUUAACUAAGGUUUUAGGUCAGCAGGAAAAAGUGUUAUCUCAAGCUCCCUUCGGCAAGUCACUCAAGGCUGCUGAUACUCUAGGUGAAAGAAACGGCUCUGCAGGGCCUAUAAAUAUCAAUGACCAACAGAAGAAAUGCAACUCUCUCGUCAAACAGAUAGAUGAAUCAGAUGUAUCAGAAGUCAACUUUAGCCUAGAGCAACAAAGGUCCUUUCUUCCAUCUGUGUCUGAAGAGGGAGCGACAGCAUUAGUAGAUGGAGAUUAUGUCUUGCAGAGAAGUUCACCUAUUUCUGUUAAAUCCAAGUAUCCUGGGAUGCAGGAUAGAAUUGUUGCUGUUGGCAGUCAAAGUACAAUUCCUAGUCUAGGUAUUACUGGUAAAGAGGUUAUAGCUGUAGACAAGCAGCCACUACUUGCAAAUGAUAGCUCAGCUGACGCCCAGGUGAACAUGACUGAAGUUGUUUUGCCUGCUGAAGUUUAUGGAUUUGAUUUGUCCAGGAUGUCAGAAUCCUAUGGUCUAAAGUUUCAAAGGAAAGCUGAAGUGAUGGAUGACUAUAAACUGGAUGCUGCAGAAUCUUUGGAUGGUUCUCAAAGCUUUCAGCAACCUCACACAUCAUUAUCAGAAACAGAUGAAAAUAGUCUUGCAUUGGAUAGCUUGCAGUUGGCUGGUGGAUUACCACCUCCUUAUAAAGUUCUUGUUACGAGUAGUAUUGUCUUGGAAGGUAAGUCAAUGAUUGUUAAUCAAUCUGUUAUGGGGAAGAAAAAGAAGAAGGAGUUUUCCACAGAAGCAGGCCUGGUAUGUCCACUAAAACGUCGUAAAACUGUAAAAACUAAAGCAUUAGUGACAAUUUUUUCUGAAAAAUCCAGCUUAGCUGGUUUGGGUCACAGGAAUGACUCACAGAUUGAUCAACAGGGAAAGGACAAUGCAGUUACCAUUACCAUUUCAUCUGAUUCUGGGGUUGCUAAGCCAAUGGCCUAUCCGAGAAAUACUGAAAUCAACCUUCCUCAACUACUCCAUGAUCUGCUAGCUCUUGCCUGUGAUCUUUUUCAUGGUUCUGAACAGAAUACUCUUGCAAAUGUGCAGCAGUUCUUCUUGCCACUGAGAUCCAUCAUUUGUCAGAAAAGCUCGCCCCAGGUCCAUCCAACUGAGGUUAAAUCAGUUGAAGUUCGAACCACUAUAUCUCCUUCCACUGCUAUGGCUGCUGAGAGGCUUCCUUGUGUGAAUGCUAUGGACCAAUUGUAUACUUCAAAACCAACACUAAGGAAAAAACAGUUCAAACCUGAAGAUCAUGGAGAGGCUGGUCAAAAUGGUAGCAUCGCUGGUUCUGGGGAGGAGUUGUCUACAAAGGGGUUUAAAAGAUUGAGUAAGCUGGAGUCGUUAGAUGUGGUCAAGAAAUCUGGUCACCAGAAGCCUCUGGAGGUCCAGGGAGGCAAUCCCCAGGAGAUGAGUACAAUGGUUCCAACAAAGCCAAUGAAUAACAGGAAGCUAGGAGCUCGAAUCAGGGCUGCUGAAUGUAUAAUGGAUCAGAAGGUGUUGAGUAUGAAAGUUCCAAAGCCAAUAAAUGAUUUGAAGCUAGAAGCUCAGGUUGGGACUGCUGAACCUACAAUGUUAAUGAUGAAAUUCCCUCCUAAAACAACAUUACCCUCAAUUCCUGAGCUGAAAGCAAGAUUUGUACGCUUUGGGCCUCUGGAUCACUCUGCCACACGUGUAUUUUGGAGCUCCUCAACGUGUCAGGUUGUGUUCAAACACAAAUGUGAUGCCCAGGCAGCAUAUAGUUUCGCCAUGCGGAACAGUUCCCUUUUUGGCAAUAUGAAGGUUGAUUAUCACUUGAAAGUCAUUGAAGCAUCGGCUCCUCAAUUACCUGAAUCAAUCAACUUGAUUGUGGAGAAAACAGCUAAUGGGGUUCUAAAUUUGAAUUCCGUAGGAGCAGGCAAACCUACUGGGUGUUCUCUCCGUCCAAGGGCCCAGCUCAAGUCAUGUCUGACGAGCCCACUGGGUGCUGCAUUAGCAUCCACCACAGGUGUUCCAAUUGAGAAUCCUCCUGUCAAAUUUAUGCUAGGUGGGGAAAAAUGUGCUAUGGAAGAGCCAGUAGUAGCUAGUAAUAGAAACAUCAACAACUCCACUAAUUUCAAUAUUAAGAACUUCAACUUCCAACAGGUCUUUACUCCACCUAUGCUUCCUCUCAUUUCCCAUUCCUUCCAGAUUCCAAAUGUGCAAGAGAAAAGUGGAGUUGGUCCUUUUGACAAAGCUCCUAAUGUGCGGCAAUAUGGCCAACCUGAUGCAACAAAUAAUGUUCACACCUCCACUGCACACCUAAUAGACUUCUUUCAUAGGAUGUUAAAUGUUUUGAAGAGGUGUGAAGACAUUGUUGGUCGAAUUAAGUCACAAGGAUAUAACACCUACCAGCCUCUCCGAUGAGGAACAGUGAGACUCUUAGCUUGUCAUCUGCAAUCACUUUUGGUGGUCAAUGCAAGAAUAUGAACUCUGCAAACACAAAGCUAAGACCUGUUUGGGCCAUGGAACUUCACAGAGGAGUUAAAAGUGUAAAAAAGUUAAAGAUAGACAGAGGAUACGGGUAUGUCGUUCUGUUUUCUGGGUAGGCCGGCACAUGUCCACUACCCUAUAAACAUGUAUGAACAUUUGUAUUCUGCCUUUAAGCUUGUGGAGAAAUCUGAUACCAAAAAAAAAAAAAAAAUUGCUCUGCAUUUGGGUUU